Molecule: messenger RNA, 1383 nt
Organism: Fundulus heteroclitus (mummichog)
Lineage: Eukaryota; Metazoa; Chordata; Actinopteri; Cyprinodontiformes; Fundulidae
Product: GTPase IMAP family member 9-like
Exons: 2
Coding region: 111-1223 (370 amino acids)
Molecular function (GO): GTP binding
Source: RefSeq, a predicted model, not a curated record
UUUCAGUUUCCUUUUGACUGAGGGACCCUUUAAAAGAGAUGUGCUGUAUACCAACUGUAUUCAUUGCUUCACUGCAGCUGAAGUGUCUACACUGCUCUCUCUGAAUAACCAUGGACAGCUACAAGAUCAGCCCAAACAAUGCAUAUCGCAAUGGAACCAACUUAACAAACAACGAUGAACUGAGGAUUGUGAUGGUGGGGAAGACUGGAAGUGGGAAGAGUGCUUCUGGAAACACCAUUCUGGGUCGACCCUGCUUUGAAUCCAAAUGCAGCCCCAAAUCCAUGACUGUUCACUGCUCCAAAUGCAACAGUCAGGUGGAUGGACAGCAGAUUGCUGUCAUUGACACCCCAGGUCUGUUCGACACCAGGUUUGAACAAGAUAAAACAACCAAAGACCUGAGUCAGUGCAUCUUCUAUGCUGCUCCUGGACCCCAUAUUUUCCUCAUAAUUGUUUCAGUGAACAGAUUCACAGGAGAGGCCAUACAAUCAGUGGAAAUGAUUCAGGAAAUCUUUGGAGAAGCUGCAGACCAAUACAGCAUGGUUCUCUUUACUCAUGGAGACAACCUCGAUUCCGACAUUGAACAUUUCUUGUCUGAGAGCCCAGAACUGCAGGACCUGGUGUCCAGAUGUAACGGCCAAUAUCAUGUCUUCAACAACAAGGUGGAAGACAAGAAACCUCAGGUCACUGAGCUGCUCCAGAAGAUCAGGAACAUUGUUAAAAAAAAUGGAGGAAGUCACUACACCAACGAGAUGUUCCAAGAGUCUGAGAGGGCAAUCGUAGAGAAGAAACAACGUAUCCUGAAGGAGAAAGAAGAGGAAAUACGUAAAGAGAAAGAAGAACUGGAGAGAAAAAUAAAAGAGAAGUACCAGACCGAGAUGCAGAAAUUUCAGGAGCAGCUCCAGGCUGAGAGAGAGAGGGAGAAGAAGGAGAGAGAGGUGGAGAGGAGGAGGGAGAAGGAGAAGAUGACAGAGGAGAUAAAAUGGGAAAUGGAAAAGAGGGAGGCAGAGAGAAGGGAGAGAGAAAGGGAGAUGGAACAAAGGAUUGAAGAAUUAAAGGAACAGUCUCAAAAAGAAAUACAAGAGGAACAUGCCAAACUUCAGUCUUACUAUGAAUCCCAGGCCAGAGGUGAAGCGGAAAAAUAUGAUUCUCUCUAUCAUCUGGGAAAAGUUGCAGAACAUAUUUACAAGGCAAUCUCUCAACUUGUCUCUUACUCAGAUCAAUAAUAUGCAUGCAUGAGUCCUUUCAGCUGCUCCCUUAUUCAGGAGAUGCUAUAACACGUCAUUAAAAACUUAGCAGUUCUGUGAUCGAGAUUUAUUGUGUCAGCCUCUCCUCAGCUGAGUGUAACACGACAUAUAAACAUUUGACUAAUCAAUAAAUACUGCU